Magnolia sinica is the source of this 2534-nucleotide messenger RNA. Its product is annotated as cation/H(+) antiporter 15-like. Gene Ontology annotation, molecular function: antiporter activity. Gene Ontology annotation, biological process: regulation of pH; proton transmembrane transport. The coding region runs from base 18 to 2426 and encodes 802 amino acids. The record is from RefSeq and is a predicted model, not a curated record. The transcript is spliced from 3 exons. Gene Ontology annotation, cellular component: endomembrane system; membrane. NCBI's taxonomy places the organism in Eukaryota, Viridiplantae, Streptophyta, Magnoliopsida, Magnoliales, Magnoliaceae.
UCGAGGAGUUUCUGGCCAUGGAGGCCACCACGAUAUUGCGGGCUGUUGCCGGCAAUAUAACCUCCCUCCAUGGCCAGGGCAUGGUAGACUCCGGCGUCAUGUGCCAUCUAAGGCGACAUAUCCACUCGGUAGGUGUCUUCAAUGGAGAAAACAGUAUGAAAGCCGCUCUCCCUCUAUUGAUGCUGCAAAUCUCCUUGAUGAACAUAAUCACACGCGGCGCCCGGUAUAUCUUGAGGCCUUUCAAACAGCCUAGUGCCAUCGCCGACAUUAUCGGCGGUAUCAUUGUUGGCCCUACACUUUUGGGACGAAGCAAGACGUUCAAUAGCAUAUUUUUUCCGUCUGAUAGCUACUAUACCAUGGCGACGUUGGCGAGAAUGGGGACAGUAUUCUACUUUCUCAUCCAAGGAUUGAAGAUGGACCCCAUGUUGAUCCGCAAAUCUGGUAAAAGGGAAGUGGUAAUAGCUGUGUUUGGCUUCUUGGUUCCAUUGACUCUAUACUUCUGCGUGUAUCACAUCCUCGUCCAAUUACAAGGAACUAUUAUCAUCGAGGGGAUAUUCAUGAUAAUACUAGGAGUGGUAAUGUCCCUUUCAAUAUUCUCCACUAUUCAUCCGAUCAUAGAGGAGCUGAACCUCCUGAAUUUAGAGCUUGGCCGGAUAACCUUAUCAGCAUCGCUAAUACACUUUUUCACAUCAAUGGUUGGGAUUUUGAUCUUUGAUACUAUCAGAAAUGGUAGGACCCGUCCCUUAAUGGGAUUGAUGUUCUUUGUUAGCUUAGUGGCAGUAAGCAUAUUUGUUGUAUUUAUAAUCCGGCCGAUCGCACUGUGGACCAUCCGUCGGACACAUGAGGGAGGAACCAUGGACCGGAGUUACAUCAGUGGAUUCCAAUUCAUGACCAUGGUCAUGGCGUUCAUUGGUAACUUCUUUGGGUCGGCUGUAUUUAAUGGGUCUUUGUUGAUGGGAUUGGCAAUACCAGCCGGACGACCGCUCGCAUCGGCCAUUGUGGAUAAAACUGAGGCUUUCAUUAAUGUGAUCUUUCUGCCUCUAUUCUUUGGCAGCAUCGGUUUGAGAUGCAAUGUGUUCAGUGUCACGAAUUGGAUGAAUUUCGUGAACUUGCAACUUCUGAUCACGGUUGCAUUUAUCGGGAGACUGGUGGGGACCCUUUUGCCUGCUUUGUAUUACAAGAUCCCUUUCCGGGAUUCGCUUGCCCUGGGCCUCAUGAUGAACCUCCGCGGCGUGGUGGAGGUGACUUUUUGUUUGCAUUGGCUUGAUAGCAAGAUGAUUGAGAAUGAAGUAUAUGGCACAUUGGUGCUGCUAAUGGUUGUAAUCACAGCUAUUUUAUCUCCCAUCGUUCAGAUGUUGACUAAAAAUGUCAAGCCAUACAGGCCCUACAACAUGAGAACCAUAGAACACUUCAAGCACAAAACUGAGCUAUGCAUACUAACAUGCAUAAAUAGACAAGACAACGUCCCAACCAUAAUCAAUCUCCUUGAAGCAACUCACUCUGACUCGGAAAACCCAAUAUGUGUGUAUCUCCUCAACACGUUCGAACUCCUCGGUCGCGCCAUGCCCAUUCUCAUUGAACAUGAGAAACUAAAGAGAUUAUCAUCCAUGAACCAAUCCGAUUCCAUUGUUAGUGCCUUCCGCAACUAUGAGCAACGCAACAAAGGGUCCGUUGCAGUCCGACCGUUUGCUGCCAUGGCCCCUUACAGCAGCAUGCACCAUGACAUAUGCAAGCUUGCAUUGGAUAAGAAGGUAUCAUUGUUGAUAGUCCCCUACCACAAGCAACAAGCCAUUGGAGGAAUUAGUGUUGUGAACCGCGCUUUCCGAACCAUCAAUCCUAACAUUCUAGCUGAGUCUCCUUGCUCUGUCGGAAUCAUCGUCGAUCGUGCUGGGCAGGCCGGCAAUGCAAAAUACUCCUCUGGCAAUCUCGAGUACCGGGUUGGUGUACUAAUCUUAGGAGGCUGUGACUGUCGCGAAGUGUUGUCCUACGCAUUGCGGAUGUCGGAAAACCCACAGGUGAAACUUACAGUGAUGCGGCUCAUCCCAACCAUUGACAGUAAGGAUUGUCUACCAGAGAGGCAGCAAGAUAAUCAGCUGGUGGCCCAUUUCAGAGUUGUAUGUUCUGGCAACAAUAGGGUGGUGUAUAGGGAGAAAUCAGUCAGCAAUGGUGAGCAGACAGUUAAAGCACUCCGUUCCAUGGGGGAUAAUUUCGAUCUUAUAAUGGUUGGUCGGAGACUAGGGUUGGGCACUUCGCUCAUCGAAGGUCUGACAGAUUGGACCAAUUCACCAGACUUAGGGGUGAUUGGCGACAUCGUGGCUUCACCAGAUUUCUUUCAGGCCCCAGUCUCGGUGCUAGUGGUGCAACAAGGUAAACAUGGCUGUAGUGGGGUCCACCUUCCUGGCCUCAACUUGAAAAAUACAUUCUGAGCCUUUGUGCAGUUUUGUUACGUAGGAUUCGAGGAAAGUUUUGAAACUGUACAGGCUCCAAAGAUGAGCCAGGUUUAGAUCAAGAUUUAAAAAUAGGCUUGUAGUGAU